AAAUUAAUUGUAUAAAACACAAAAUCCAUUUCAUAUAUAAAUAAAAAAAAAUAUACUAUACUACUCAAGGGAGUAACUAAAAAUUUAUAUAUAUAAAAAAAAUCAACAAUUGCCAAUCAAAAUACCUUAAACAGUGACACACGACACCCAAAAACAGCCUCCUAUCCUCAAAAACUCGCAUCAUUUUUACUCUAAACCACACACCCUCCCCUCCCUAUAUCUCUCAUUUUUUCUGUCCUCACAAUUUUAUCAUUCAUCUCAUUCUCAUAAUUCUCAGCUCACAAAAAGAAACAAAGAAGAAAACUAAACUCCCAUAUUUCCCCAUGCCAUUCUACUAAACCAAGAAAGAGCGAGAGAGAAAGAGAAGAGAGAGAUAGAGCAGCAAUGGCAGCAGUCUCCACAGUCUACACACUCAACUCCACCUGCUCAAUCUCCACACCAUCAAAGCCCCUCACACACAAACACCUAGUCUUCUUCACCACCACCACCGCCACGAAGAGAUCAUCGCGGCGGGCGAUAUCAUGCUCCGGCGAGGACAAGACGGUGGUGAUCGGGCUGGCGGCGGACUCGGGGUGCGGGAAGUCGACGUUCAUGCGGCGGCUGACCUCCGUGUUCGGGGGCGCGGCGGAGCCCCCGAAGGGAGGGAACCCGGACUCGAACACGCUGAUAAGCGACACGACGACGGUGAUAUGCUUGGACGACUACCACUCACUGGACAGAACCGGACGGAAGGAGAAGGGAGUAACCGCACUGGAUCCGAGGGCCAAUGACUUUGAUCUCAUGUAUCAGCAAGUCAAGGCCUUGAAAGAUGGCACUCCAGUUGAUAAGCCCAUUUACAAUCAUGUCAGUGGUCUAUUGGACCCGCCGGAGCUCAUCAAACCUCCCAAGAUUCUUGUCAUCGAAGGCUUACACCCCAUGUACGAUCAACGUGUUCGAGACCUCUUGGACUUCAGUAUAUAUCUGGACAUUAGCAACGAAGUCAAAUUCGCAUGGAAAAUUCAGAGGGACAUGGCUGAAAGAGGACACAGUCUCGAGAGUAUCAAAGCCAGUAUCGAAGCCCGAAAACCCGACUUCGAUGCUUACAUUGAUCCACAGAAGCAAUACGCGGACGCCGUGAUCGAGGUGUUGCCAACUCAGCUGAUUCCGGACGACAACGAGGGGAAGGUGUUGAGAGUGAGGCUGAUAAUGAAGGAAGGUGUCAAGUUCUUCAACCCUGUCUAUCUCUUCGAUGAAGGCUCCACCAUUUCAUGGAUACCCUGCGGAAGGAAGCUCACCUGCUCCUACCCCGGCAUCAAGUUCACCUACGGCCCCGACUCCUACUACGGCCAUGAGGUUUCUGUUCUGGAAAUGGAUGGGCAGUUCGACAGACUGGAUGAGCUGAUCUAUGUGGAGAGCCAUUUGAGCAACAUUUCGACUAAGUUCUAUGGAGAAGUGACUCAGCAGAUGCUGAAGCAUGCAGAUUUCCCUGGCAGCAACAACGGGACGGGGCUGUUCCAGACCAUCGUCGGGUUGAAGAUCAGGGACCUCUACGAGCAGAUUGUGGCGAGCAGGACGGCUGCUUCCCUUGAAGCUACCAAGGCAUGAUGAGUCGAGUCGAGUUGAGUUGAGUUGAGUCAGAGUGCUCUGUGAGUGUUGGUGUUUGGGGGAAUUGCAUUGUUGUCUAUUUUGUAUCUAUUUUCUGAGUUGAAACUCUGUGGAGAUUUGUAACAUAGAGAAACGACUUGCACAUAUUUUUCAAAUGGAAUUAUAUAACACAUUUCAUACA
Molecule: messenger RNA, 1765 nt
Organism: Salvia miltiorrhiza (redroot sage)
Lineage: Eukaryota; Viridiplantae; Streptophyta; Magnoliopsida; Lamiales; Lamiaceae
Product: phosphoribulokinase, chloroplastic
Exons: 5
Coding region: 385-1584 (399 amino acids)
Biological process (GO): carbohydrate metabolic process
Cellular component (GO): cytoplasm; chloroplast
Molecular function (GO): ATP binding; phosphoribulokinase activity
Source: RefSeq, a predicted model, not a curated record